Gambusia affinis (western mosquitofish) is the source of this 2409-nucleotide messenger RNA. It is a transcript of the gene dclre1b, whose product is annotated as DNA cross-link repair 1B. Gene Ontology annotation, molecular function: 5'-3' DNA exonuclease activity; damaged DNA binding. The record is from RefSeq and is a predicted model, not a curated record. Gene Ontology annotation, biological process: protection from non-homologous end joining at telomere; interstrand cross-link repair; double-strand break repair via nonhomologous end joining. Bases 45 to 1163 code for a protein of 372 amino acids. NCBI's taxonomy places the organism in Eukaryota, Metazoa, Chordata, Actinopteri, Cyprinodontiformes, Poeciliidae. The transcript has a single exon.
GCAUUUAUUCUUUGGGUAAGGAGACUCUGUUGGUUGAGCUGGCGAUGGAGUUUAAGACCUGGAUUGAAGUGAAUUUCGAGAGAAUGGAGACCCUCAGAGCUCUGGAGCUUCCUGACGUCUUCACCACUGAGCCCGGGGCCGGCCGCAUCCGAGUCGUGAACCAGUCCAAGAUCUGCUCAGCAGUGUUGCAUGAGUGGAACAAAGAACAACCCACACUGGCCAUCUUGCCCACCAGCAGACCUCUCAUUUCCUUCCAUCCCAAUGUCUACGUGGUGCCAUAUUCAGACCACUCCUCCUACCAGGAGCUGGAGGAUUUUGUCUCGGCACUCAAACCUUCGUCUCUUGUACCCAUCGUUGGAGGCUUUCUACCUGGAGGCCUGUCUGCCUUACUGCCGCACAAGAAACGCCAAGACGUCCAUGUACCUGAGUCAGUCCGACUGUACAUGUUGAGACAGCCCGAACAGCAGUUCAGCUCCUCGGCGUACAAUGGCCUCUGUCGCAGAAAUCUCAGACCUCUUGCUCCCAAAGGAGUGAUAUUUGACACUCCUGUGAAAAAACCUAGGAAGUUGCAUGAGAAAGCCUGUGAGGAAGAAAGCAUGGAGCAGGAUGGAUCUGAGGAAGAUAUUGACACAGACAGCAGCGAAAGAGACUCUGACUUUAUUCUUGUUGAUCCGAGCAUAAAACUCACCCCUAACAAAAACAGAGAAGGGGACGACGAGGAAACGGUUUCUGAAGAACUGGUGAUGAUAGAAUCGGUGCAGCUUGGUCAACUCGCUGAAAGCAACUUUGAGCCAGCGCUGACAAACUCCAAUACCUUCAGGACAAGGCAGCAGGUGGAAAUGAAGACAAGUGUAAAUGCACAUGUGCACAAAGGGCGCGGAGAUGUUCAGAUGAGCCAAACACUGGCGGAUCACGAUACCAUGAGUGAGCACAGCUGGGGGGAUCAGAGCAGCGCUUCAGAUUUAUUUAAAAACAGUCCUGAUAGAGCCUCCCUUGGUUCAAAUGAGAUAUCCCGUGAGAGUACAGAGAAGCAUGAAAACAUCCUUUUGAAGUGUCUCCCCUUCUCAGAGAAGGACUUUGUGUCUGGAGGCCUCCUUUCACAUGACUUUGUGCGUCAGUUCACCCUCUCGCCUGGGAAGGAUUCAGAGGAAGAGGACGUCUGAAUCAACGUUAACACUUUUGGAUUGUUUCGGUGGCUUUUGCGGUUCACUCGAGCACUGCUAUCAUUUUGGUUUCUUAUUUUUCAUUGUCAUCGAGGGUGUUUUCUGAUUUGAGCCGAAAGCGUAGCUACCGUAGAGCGGCAUUGGACCACCAGAUAAUAAAAGCCAACUCACACGAGCAGGUUUUUAUUACUUUUAUCAUUUACAGUCGAUGGGGAUUUAGCACCACUGUGGGGUAGGCUCCGCCGGCCCAGGGCAGAAACUAACUUACGAGGAUUUUGCGGGUCUUUAGUGGAUUUUAUCCUCCUUCAGAAUCUCAGACAAUUUCCUGUGUUUUAAUAAGGAAAUUAUCUGAAGAAGAGACUUGGCCACCUGACUGAAAAACAUUUACCCUUCACUUUUUGCUUUUGUUGCGGAAGACAGCCAAAAUAUUUUUUGUACGUGUGAUUUCAAACUGUUUUGUAUCUUUUGACGAGGAAAAUAAAGUACCUCAGAAAACAUUUAGACUAUGAACCCAUUUGCUGCUUUUGUAUCACAGCAGACAAAUUGUGACGUUGGUGAUCAAAGCUACUUCAUUUCUACGCAUAACUAGGUUUUAAUUUUACCCUAGAAAUGUAACUUAAUAUAAACAAAAUGUCUGUUUAAUGUUUUUAACCUUGUACUGUUUUACUGCCUGAGUGGAAGCAUUUUUUUAGUUCUGGAUGGAGGUUUCACAAUUUGUGAUCAUUUGUGAAGCAAAGAAAUUAAUGUUUGUUUGUUUGUUGUUCUGAUUAUUAUUUAUAAGGGGGGCUGAUUCCACACUUUUAAUUACUACUGAGUAUAUAAUAAUGGUUCCUUUGAUUAACAUGACUCUGAGUGUUUUUGAGAGUAUUAAGAGAGCAAAAUGGUGCUCACAAUAAAUGUGUUCAGUUGUAUGCAUGGGUUAAAUCAGUGUUAAUGUUUCUGAGAAGUCUUCAUGCUUUUGAAAUGUUUUUUUUGUAUAAACUGUAAACACAUACUCAGAAGGUAGAAAUGCAAAGGAGUGUAAACAUUCUUUCACAAGGUGAAAUAAUUAUAUUCAAAUGAUGACAGAUGAUGAAUAUUGAUGAUGAUGAUGAGUCCCUGUGGUUACAUUCUUUUUUUUUCUUGUAGAAAUUUGCACAAAUACUAACAUCACUGAGUAAAUACUAAGUUUCUUUUCAACUUGCCUCUUGUUUUUAUGUAUUUUUUUUUAGAUUCUUUAUAUCAAUAAAAUAUUGCUUUAACCUGG